AUGGAGAAGAUGGUGGGCGUGACCCAGAAGGACAGCUCCUGUCAGACCCCCAGUGAACAGGAAACCAGCGAGGGUUCAGGGGUUAAGGCCAGCCAAUCAGCCAGCUUCAGUGAUUCCACCAUGGAGCACUUCAGCCGGUCGUUCAAGGAGGCGACGGUCAGCUUGGUGCGGACCACGGAGGACCUGCGGGGGGACAAGCUGUCCCAGGGGGGUAAAGGCUCCAGAUCAGCCAAGGACCGGCCCUGGGCCAAACCAGCUCCUGGAGGCCCCCAGGGACCCGGUGGUACCAGAUCACCACCCUACCAGGAGACGGACGGAUACUGCCCGGACCUGGAACUCAGUGACUCAGAGCCAGAGGCUAAAGGUCAGAGGUCGAGGCAGGGUAGGGUGGCCCCGGGGGGUCAGGCAGGGGGAGACUACCACAAGGGGAAGCAGAACCUGGGGGGGUCCAGUAGGACCUCAGUACAGAGGUGACAGACCUGACAUGACCUACGACCCUUCACCUCACGCCCCAGCUCUGUCAGAGCAGGCAGGCAGGCUGUGGGACAUUCAAGCUUUCAGAACCCAGAGCCCCUACACUGAGCCAGAGCACUGGCUGGGCCAUCUAUCUACAGUGCCUUGCAAAAGUAGUAACCUCCCUUAGCAUUUUUCCAAUUUUGUUGCCUUACAACCUGGAAUUAAAAUGGAUUUUUGUGGGGUUUGUAUCAUUUGAUUUACACAACAUGCCUACCACUUUGAAGAUGCAAAAUAUUUGUGUGUGAAUUAAACAGGAAAUAAGACAAAAAAACAGAACUUAAGCGUGCAUAACUAUUCACCCCCCCCCCAAAGUCAAUACUUUGUAGAGCCACCUUUUGCAGCAAUUACAGCUGCAAGUCUCUUGGGGUAUGUCUCUAUAAGCUUGGCACAUCUAGCCACUGGGAUUUCUGCCCAUUCUUCAAGGUAAAACUGCUCCAGCUCCUUCAAGUUGGAUGGGUUCCGCUGGUGUACAGCAAUCUUUAAGUCAUACCACAGAUUCUCAAUUGGAUUGUGGUCUGGGCUUUGACUAGGCCAUUCUAAGACAUUUAAAUGUUUCCCCUUGAACCACUCAAGUGUUGCUUUAGCAGUAUGCUUAGGGUCAUUGUCCUGCUAGAAGGUGAACCUCCGUCCCAGUCUCAAAUCUCUGGGAGACUGAAACAGGUUUCCCUCAAGAAUUUCCCUGUAUUUAGUGCCAUCCAUCAUUCUGUCAAUUCUGACCAGUUUCCCAGUCCCUGCUGAUGAAAAACAUCCCCACAGCAUGAUGCUGCCACCACCAUGCUUCACUGUGGGGAUGGUGUUCUCGGGGUGAUGAGAGGUGUUGGGUUUGUGCCAGACAUAGCGUUUUCCUUGAUGGCCAAAAAGCUCAAUUUUAGUCUAAUCUGACCAGAGUACCUUCUUCCAUAUGUUUGGGGAGUCUCCCACAUGCCUUUUGGCGAUCACCAAACGUGUUUGCUUAUUUUUUUCUUUAAGCAGCAGCUUUUUUCUGGCCACUCUUCCGUAAAGCCCAGCUCUGUGGAGUGUCCGGCUUAAAGUGGUCCUAUGGACAGAUACUCCAAUCUCUGCUGUGGAGCUUUGCAGCUCCUUCAGGGUUAUCUUUGGUCUCUUUGUUGCCUCUCUGAUUAAUGCCCUCCUUGCCUGGUCCUGUGAGUUUUGGUGGGCGGCCCUCUCUUGGCAGGUUUGUUGUGGUGCCAUAUUCUUUCCACUUUUUAAUAAUGGAUUUAAUGGUGUUUCGUGGGAUGCUCAAAGUUUGAUAUUUUUUUAUAACCCAACCCUGAUCUGUACUUCUCCACAACUUUGUCCCUGACCUGUUUGGAGAGCUCCUUGGUCUUCAUGGUGCCACUUGCUUGGUGGUGCCCCUUGCUUAGUGGUGUUGCAGACUCUGGGGCCUUUCAGAACAGGUGUAUAUAUACUGAGAUCAUGUGAAAGAUCAUGUGACACUUAAAUAAAGUCCACCAGUGUGCAAUCUAACUAAUUAUGUGACUUCUGAAGGUAAUUGGUUGCACCAGAUCUUAUUUAGGGGCUUCAUAGCAAAGUGGGUGAAUACAUAUGCACGCACCACUUUUCCGUUAUUUAUUUUUUAGAAUUGUUCGAAACAAGUUAUUUUUUUCAUUUCACUUCACCAAUGUUGACUAUUUUGUGUAUGUCCAUUACAUGAAAUCCAAAUAAAAAUCCAUUUAAAUUACAGGUUGUAAUGCAACAAAAUAGGAAAAACGCCAAGGGGGAUGAAUACUUUUGCAAGGCACUGUAUUGUACACAGGGACACUGGGACAGGAGCACAGGACUAAUUCAUGACAGUAGUCCUGGACCAGAUCCUCUAAGCCACGUCAUCUCUAAUGGAUGUUUGCUCUCUCUCCCUCUCCAUGCUCGGUAUGAACGGAACGGCCUUGGACUGUCUUCUCAUUAAAUUACUUCUCUGUUUAUUUCUGUCUUCUCUGCUCAGGCUAUAAAUAAUUAAAUAAUUAGAGCCUGACUGAUGUUUUUUUUGUUGGGGGGACGAGACUUGCCGAUUUAGUGUUUUACGUCGGAUAAAUUAAAAAGUGUAAUUUUUCCACACUGAAGUCUCAAAUUGCCAUCCAAAAUAGCAAUUGUCCAAUAAAUAUGCUUCAAAUGUUGAUUUUCAUCCUAUCGGUCGGCCUUUUCUGUUCUCUGCACAUCGAAGUGGUAGUCUUCAUAAUAAGGGAAUCUACUCAACCCCCCUAUGUAGGAUAACAUGGCCUUAGACAAGUAUUGUAAAUAUUGAUUAAAAUAAAAACCUUUUAAUUUGGCUGUAAAUAGUCAUUAGUGUCAUGACACGUGGAGUUAAACACUGAUAUUGAUCGAUGACAUCACACAGAAGAUGUCGUUCUUUUGGCUGAAGAACCACAAUGUGACAGUUAUAAAGGGCUCCAUUAAACCUAGCAUUGAUAUCUUUCCCACUUCUCUCGCUCUCUCUGUCAUGAUCUCUUUCACUCAUUUCUCUCGCUCUCUUUUGCUAUCUCUUGAACUGCCAGCAUUAGCAUCUCUUGUACUGCCAGCAUUAGCAUCUCUUGUACUGCCAGCAUUAGCAUCUCGUGUACUGCCUGCAUUAGCAUCUCGUGUACUGUCAGCAUUAGCAUCACUUGUACUGCCAGCAUUAGCAUCACUUGUACUGCCAGCAUUAGCAUCUCUUGUACUGCCAGCAUUAGCAUCUCUUGUACUGCCAGCAUUAGCAUCACUUGUACUGUCAGCAUUAGCAUCUCUUGUACUGCCAGCAUUAGCAUCACUUGUACUGCCAGCAUUAGCAUCACUUGUACUACCAGCAUUAGCAUCACUUGUACUGCCAGCAUUAGCAUCACUUGUACUGCCAGCAUUAGCUACCUAUGCUUUCACAUCAUUUCAGAUGAGGAAACUGUCGGUGAACAGCCAGUUCUUCCAUUAGUCUCUAUUUCCUGAGUUGGACAGAGGGAGUGUUUGUCAAGUAUCUCUUUGAGAGUAUCAUUGUGUUCAAUAGCGCAAAUGUUUUUUAUAUGUAGGAAUAUGAAAUUAACUGACUGUAUUGUUAGGAUUUUGUAUCCUUUUUACUAGGUAAUAAAUAGUAUAUUUAAUCAAAAUGGAUAUUUGGUGACAUGCUUUACCCCUGGAAGAGAAGAGCUGCAGGGUUAUGGAACCUGAAAUGCGAUGGUGUAUUGACUGGUGGGUCUGUAUGGUCUGACUGGUGGUGGUGUAUGGGAACUGGUGGUGGUGUAUGGUCCUGACUGGUGGUGGUGUAUGGUCUGACUGGUGUGGUGUAUGGUCUUGACUGUUGGUGGUGUAAUGGUCUGACUGGUGGUGUUGGUCUGACUGGUGGUGGUAGGUCUGGCUGACUGGUGGUGAAUGGUCUGACUGGUGGUGGUGUAUGUCUGACUGUGGUUGGUGUAUUGUCUGACUGGUGUGGGGGUAUGGGUCUGACUGUUGGUGGUGUAUGGUCUGACCUGGUGGUGGUGUAUGUCCUAGACUGGUGGUGGUGUAUGGUCGACUGGUGGUGUGUAUGGUCUGGCUGGUUUGGUGUAUGUCCUGACUGGUGGUGCUGUAUGGUCUGACUGGUGGUGGUGUAGGUCUGGAUGACUGGUGGUGGUGUAUUAGUCUGACUGUGGUGGUGUAUGUCUGACUGGUGGUGUGUAUGGUCUUACUGGUGGUGGUUGUAUGGUCUUACUGGUGGUGGGUGUAUGGUCCUGACUGCGGUGGGGUGUAUUUCUUACUGGUGGUGGUGUAUGAGUCUGACUGGUGGUGGUUCAUGGGUCCCUGACUGGUGGUGGUGUAUGGUCUGACUGGUGGUGGGGUAUGGUUCGGACUGGGGGUGUAUGUCUGACUGGUGGUGGUGUAUGGUCUGAAACUGGUGGUGGUGUAUGGUCUGACUGGUGGUGGUGGUAUGGUCUGACUGGUGGUGGUGUAUGGUCUGACUGGUGGUGGUGUAUGGUCUGACUGGUGGUGGUGUAUGGUCUGACUGGUGGUGGUGUAUGGUCUGACUGGUGGUGGUGUAUGGUCUGACUGGUGGUGGUGUAUGGUCUGACUGGUGGUGGUGUAUGGUCUGACUGUGGUGGUGUAUGGUCUGACUGGUGGUGGUGUAUGGUCUGACUGGUGGUGGUGUAUGGUCUGACUGGUGGUGGUGUAUGGUCUGACUGGUGGUGGUGUAUGGUCUGACUGGUGGUGGUGUAUGGUCUGACUGGUGGUGGUGUAUGGUCUGACUGGUGGUGGUGUAUGGUCUGACUGGUGUGGUGUAUGGUCUGACUGGUGGUGGUGUAUGGUCUGACUGGUGGUGGGUGUAUGGUCUGACUGGUGGGGGGUGUAUGGUCUGACUGGUGGUGGUGUAUGGUCUGACUGGUGGUGGUGUAUGGUCUGACUGGUGGUGGUGUAUGGUCUGACUGGUGGUGGUGUAUGGUCUGACUGGUGGUGGUGUAUGGUCUGACUGGUGGUGGUGUAUGGUCUGACUGGUGGUGGUGUAUGGUCUGACUGGUGGUGGGUGUAGGUCUGACUGGUGGUGGUGUAUGGUCUGACUGGUGGUGGUGUAUGGUCUGACUGGUGGUGCCUGUAUGGUCCUGACUGGUGGGUGGUGGUAUGGUCUGACUGGUGGUGGUGUAUGGUCUGGAACUCGGCUGGUGGGUUAUGGGUCCUGACCUGGUGGGUGGUGUAUGGGUCUGACAUGGUGGUGGUGUAUGGUCCUGACUGGUUGGUGGGGUGAUGGUCUGACUGGGUGGUGGUGUAUGGUCUGACUGGUGGUGGUUGUAUGGUCUGACGGGUGGUGGUGUAUUGUCCUGACUGGUGGUGGCUGUAAUGGUCCUGACUGGGUGGUGUAUGGCUGUACUGGGGUGUGAAAAAACUGGUGUGUUGGUGUAAGGGUCUGACUGGUUGGUGGUGUAUGGUCUGACUGGUGGUGGGUGUAUGGUCUGACUGGUGUGGUGAAUGGUCUGACUGGUGGGUGUGUAUGGUCUGACUGGUGGUGGUGUAUGGUCCUGACUGGGUGGGGUAUGUCUGACUGGUGGUGGUGUAUGUCUGACUGGUGGUGGUGAUGGUCUGACUGGUGGUGGUGUAUGGUCUGACUGGGGGGUAGGUCCUGACGGUUGUAUGGUCCUGACUGGUGGUGCUGUUGGCUAGACUGGGUGCUGUAGGGCUGACUGGUUGGUGCUGUAUGGUCCGAAUGGUGGUGGUGUAUGGUCUGAACUGGUGGUGUUAAUGGUCCUGAACUGGGUGGGGUUUAAUGGGCUGACUGGUGGUGGUGUAUGGUGCUGACUGGUGGUGGUGUAAUGGUACUGACUGGUUGGGGUGUAUGGGUCUGACUGGUGGUGGUGUAUGGUCUGACUGGUGGGUGUGUAUGUCCUGACUGGUGGUGGUGUAUGGUCUGACUGGUGGUGGUGUAUGGUCUGACUGGUGGUGGUGUAUGUCUGACUGGUGGUGGGUGUAUGGUCUGACUGGUGGUGGUGUAUGGUCUGACUGGUGGGUGGUGUUGGUCGACUGUGGGUGGUGUAGUGGUCCUGACUGGUGGUGGUGGUAUGUCUGACUGGUGGUGGUGUAUGGUCUGACUGUGGUGGUGUAUGGUCUGACUGGUGGUGGUGUAAUGGUCUGACUGGUGUGUGAUGGUCUGACGUGGGUGUAUGGUCUGACUGUGGUGGUGUAUGGUCUGACUGGUGGUGGUGUAUGGUCUGACUGGUGGUGUGAUGGUCUGACUGGUGUGGUGUAUGGUCUGACUGGUGGUGGUGUAUGGUCUGACUGGUGGGUGUGUAUGGUCUGACUGGUGGUGGUGUAUGGUCUGACUGGGUGGUGGUGUAUGGCUGACUGGUGGUGGUGUAUGGUCUGGACUGGUGGUGGUGUAUGGGUCUGACUGGUGGUGGUGUAUGGUCUGACUGGUGGUGGGUGUAUGUCUGACUGUGGUGGUGUAUGGUCUGACUGGUGGUGGUGUAUGGUCUGACUGUGGUGGUGUAUGGUCCUGACUGGUGGUGGUGUAUGGUCCUGACUGGUGGUUGGUGUAUUGGUCUGACUGGUGGUUGGUGUAGGUCUGACUGGGGUGGUGUAUGGUCGGAGGGUGGUGGGUAUGGCUGACUGGUGGUGGUGAGGGGGUUGGGCCCUGGUGGUGUUAUGGUCUGACUGGUGGUGGUGUAUGGGACUGGGGGUGUAUGGUCUGACUGUGGUGGUGUAUGGUUGACUGGUGGUGGUGUAUGGUCUACUGGUGGGGUUAUUUCUGACGGUGGGGGUGUAGGGUCUGACGGUUGGUGUAUGGUCUGACUGGUGGGGGUGUUGUCACGGGUGGUGCUGGUGCUUAUGGUCAUGGUGGUGGUGAUGGUCGCUGGUGGUGGUGUAGGGUCGACUGGUGGGGGGUUAGGGUCUGACGGGUGGUGUGUAGGUCUAUGGGGGGUGGGGGUCGACUGGUGGGGGUGAUGGUCGACGGUGGUGUGUAGGGUCGAGGGUGGUGUGUAAUCUGAAUUUUAAUAAUGCUAUCCUAUUUCCUAUUCUGAUGAGUUUCAGAUCACUGAUGUCUAUUUUUGAGCAGUAAUACACUGCUCCAAAAAAUAAAGGGAACACUAAAAUAACACAUCCUAGAUCUGAAUGAAUGAAAUAAUCUUAUUAAAUACUUUUUUCUUUACAUAGUUGAAUGUGCUGACAACAAAAUCACACAAAAAUUAUCAAUGGAAAUCAAAUGUAUCAACCCAUGGAGGUCUGGAUUUGGAGUCACCCUCAAAAUUAAAGUGGAAAACCACACUACAGGCUGAUCCAACUUUGAUGUAAUGUCCUUAAAACAAGUCAAAAUGAGGCUCAGUAGUGUGUGUGGCCUCCACGUGCCUGUAUGACCUCCCUACAACACCUGGGCAUGCUCCUGAUGAGGUGGCGGAUGGUCUCCUGAGGGAUCUCCUCCCAGACCUGGACUAAAGCACCCGCCAACUCCUGGACAGUCUGUGGUGCAACGUGAUGUUGGUGGAUGGAGCGAGACAUGAUGUCCCAGAUGUGCUCAAUUGGAUUCAGGUCUGGGGAACGGGCGGGCCAGUCCAUAGCAUCAAUGCCUUCCUCUUGCAGGAACUGCUGACACACUCCAGCCACAUGAGGUCUAGCAUUGUCUUGCAUUAGGAGGAACCCAGGGCCAACCGCACCAGCAUAUGGUCUCACAAGGGGUCUGAGGAUCUCAUCUCGGUACCUAAUGGCAGUCAGGCUACCUCUGGCGAGCACACGUGCGGCCCCCCAAAGAAAUGCCACCCCACACCAUGACUGACCCACCGCCAAACCGGUCAUGCUGGAGGAUGUUGCAGGCAGCAGAACGUUCUCCACGGCGUCUCCAGACUCUGUCACGUCUGUCACAUGUGCUCAGUGUGAACCUGCUUUCAUCUGUGAAGAGCACAGGGCGCCAGUGGCGAAUUUGCCAAUCUUGGUGUUCUCUGGCAAAUGCCAAACGUCCUGCACGGUGUUGGGCUGUAAGCACAACCCCCACCUGUGGACGUUGGGCCUUCAUACCACCCUCAUGGAGUCUGUUUCUGACCGUUUGAGCAGACACAUGCACAUUUGUGGCCUGCUGGAGGUCAUUUUGCAGGGCUCUGGCAGUGCUCCUCCUGCUCCUCCUUGCACAAAGGCGGAGGUAGCAGUCCUGCUGCUGGGUUGUUGCCCUCCUACAGCCUCUUCCACGUCUCCUGAUGUACUGGCCUGCCAUCCUGGAUGAGCUGCACUACCUGAGCCACUUGUGUGGGUUGUAGACUCCGUUUCAUGCUACCACUAGAGUGAAAGCCCUGCCAGCAUUCAAAAGUGACCAAAACAUCAGCCAGGAAGCAUAAUAACUGAGAAGUGGUCUGUGGUCACCACCUGCAAAACCAGUCCUUUAUUGGGGGUGUCUUGCUAAUUGCCUAUAAUUUCUACCUGUUGUCUAUUCCAUUUGUACAACAGCAUGUGAAAUUUAUUGUCAAUCAGUGUUGCUUCCUAAGUGGACAGUUUGAUUUCACAGAAGUGUGAUUGACUUGGAGUUACGUUGUGUUGUUUAAGUGUUCCCUUUUAUUUUUUUGAGCAGUGUAUUACAAUACCCUGGAUAUGAUCGACAGUGCUGCUGCACCCCGCUUCAAACAGAUGAAAGGCGACCCAAUUUAGCCCAACUAAAUAUACAGUACUUCACAUGAUUUUCAGUUUGUAAAUGACUGGACAAGACUUAGCGCUACUGUAUGUCUUUCAGGAGUCCUGACCUGGUUCUGACCUGGUGUUCAUCUCAUUUAGAGAGAAAUCAUCUCUCAUGUCUGUCUGUCUACUGCUGUUCCUCUGCCAAGUCCUCCUUCCUACUGGCCUCCACUAUAACCAGUCACUGCCCAGUCCUCCUUCCUACUGGCCUCCACUAUAACCAGUCACUGCCCCAGUCCUCCUUCUACUGGCCUCCACUAUAA
Messenger RNA from Coregonus sp. 'balchen', 8855 nucleotides. The record is from the annotation of a GenBank genome assembly. Lineage: Eukaryota; Metazoa; Chordata; Actinopteri; Salmoniformes; Salmonidae.